AUGGUUGACGCCACCCUGCUGCCCAACGGCAAGGUCAUCCUCGUCAACGGGGCCAAGUCCGGCAACUCAAACAACGGCGGCCCUGGUGGUGGCGGGCAGGCGCGCGACAUGGAGGGCCACGCCUGGCUGUAUGAUCCCAAGGCCCCCGCAGGCGGGCGUUUCUCCGUCCUGGCUGCCAGCGCCAUCAAGCGUUUCUACCACUCCACCGCCAUGCUGCUGCCCAGCGGGGACCUACUAGUCAUGGGCUCGGAGCAGAAUGACUGCCUUGAUGCCUGCAUCCAGUUCAACCCGGCGCUGCACCAAUUCCAGGCGGAGCUAUUCAAGCUGCCCUACGCCUUCGCCCCCGGCCGCCCCAUCAUCACGGGCACCUCCACCGAGGUGGCACCCAUGGGCACCGAUGUGAGGGUGUCAUACCUGGGGUUUGUCACCGGCGCGGUCUUGAUGACGCCGGGCGCCGUCACCCACCAGCUCAACAUGAACCAGCGCGGCAUCAAGCUGGUCGUGGCCAAGAACGAGAACGGCGUCGUCACGCUCAUCAUGCCGCCGCCCGGCGGUUUGAUCGCGCAACCCGGCUGGUACAUGCUGUUCCUCCUCAACGGCGACCUGCCCUGCACCAAGGCCUCGUGGGUGCAGCUUACGUCAUAA
Molecule: messenger RNA, 645 nt
Organism: Monoraphidium neglectum
Lineage: Eukaryota; Viridiplantae; Chlorophyta; Chlorophyceae; Sphaeropleales; Selenastraceae
Product: glyoxal or galactose oxidase
Exons: 7
Coding region: 1-645 (214 amino acids)
Source: RefSeq, a predicted model, not a curated record